Pogoniulus pusillus (Red-fronted tinkerbird) is the source of this 2088-nucleotide messenger RNA. RefSeq names its product nucleolar protein 9 (gene NOL9). NCBI's taxonomy places the organism in Eukaryota, Metazoa, Chordata, Aves, Piciformes, Lybiidae. The record is from RefSeq and is a predicted model, not a curated record. The transcript is spliced from 12 exons. Gene Ontology annotation, biological process: cleavage in ITS2 between 5.8S rRNA and LSU-rRNA of tricistronic rRNA transcript (SSU-rRNA, 5.8S rRNA, LSU-rRNA). Gene Ontology annotation, molecular function: polynucleotide 5'-hydroxyl-kinase activity. The coding region runs from base 46 to 1920 and encodes 624 amino acids. Gene Ontology annotation, cellular component: nucleus.
GGGCUGGGGGCGGCGCCGAGGAGGCGGAGGGAGGCUAAGGUGGCCAUGCCCGCUCGGCGCGGCCCGUCCGCCCGCCGCCCCCGACGGGGCCCGAACCGAGGGGGCCGGGCGGAGGCGGCCUGGAGGGAAUUCGCCGCCUCGUUCGCCCGCGCCGGCAUGGUGCCGCCAGUGGAGGGGGGUCUGGCGGCUGUAGAGGCGGCGGAGGGGGCUGCCGUCCUCCUCUUGGCUCCGCAGCAGACUCUGACCUUCACCGGGAAAUGCCGCCUGCGCUGCCUCUACGGCGCCGUGCGCCUCCUGGGCUUCGCCGUCUCCUCGCACCAGCCGGCGCUGCCGGUGUUCUCGCCCGCCACGCACUGCGCGCUGACGCUGGAAGCGCUGCCGGACGCCCGCCCGCCCGGCGCCGACCUCCGCCAGCUCCGCGUCGCCGCCCGCGCCGCCAUGCGCGCUCACAGCGUCCGCCGCCAGGCGCGGGUGCAGGUCAUGGCGCGGUUCUCGCCGGACUGCGCCCUGCUGCUGCUGGAGCACCUGGACACGCCGGUGACGCGGUACCUUCUGAGCCACCCGCCGAUGUCGCGGCUCUUCGAGCCCCCGAAAAAGGAGGAAUCCAGCUUCACACCGGAGGAUGCGGUUCUGGCCUCUGUCGGCAUCGUGAAGUGCAGCCCUGACCACGGGCUACUGGUGUCAGAAAGCAUGGUCCUGGCUCUGGAGGAGCUGAUCCAGGCCUGCUGUGCUGAAGAUGAAGGUGUCCCACUCAUCCUGGUGUGUGGCCCAAAGAACACAGGAAAGUCUACAUUUAACAGAUACCUGAUCAAUCUGCUGCUGAACCACCUCCCCUCCGUGGAGUACCUGGAGUGUGACAUAGGGCAGACGGAGUUCACGCCGCCGGGCUGCGUGUCUCUCAAUCACGUCACAGAGCCCCUUCUUGGUCCACCCUUCACUCACCAACAGGUCCCACGGAAGAUGGUGUAUUAUGGCCUGACCAGCUGCGAGCAGGACACAGAGCGGUACCUGGACGUGGUGAAGUCUGUGUUCAGCUCCUACAAGAAGGAAGUGCCAUUGGUGGUCAACACCAUGGGCUGGGUGAAAGGUGAGGGCCUGCUGCUCCUGAUUGACAUCAUUCGGCUGUUGUCCCCCAGCCACAUCGUGCAGAUGGAUGUGUACGACUGGAAGGCCAUGGCUCCCCUCAGCCCUGACUAUGUUCACUUCACUUCUGGCCUCUACACCAAGGGCAAGCAGCAAGCCAAAUGCAAGCAGAUGAGGAUGGAUGGGGCAGAGCCCUGGAGCCCCUCCGAAGGGGCUGGAGAUGCAUCAGCUCCCCAGUACAAACUGCUCUACAUCCACCCCGAGUUCCCCCGAGCAGGAGCUGCAGGCGAAGUGCGAGUGCACAGCAGCAUCCUGCGGGACGUGGCCAUCCUGGGCUACCUGGGCCAGCUGCAGUGCCCAGAUGUCGGUGCUGUGCUGCCGCUGCACAGCCUCCUGCCAUACCAGGUGCCUUUCCGCGCUGUCGCGCUCAGGGUUGUCCACACUGAUGUGGCCCCCACCAACAUCCUGUAUGCCCUGAAUGCCAGCUGGGUCGGGCUGUGCCGUGUCCCUGAGGAGAUCCAGGGCCGGGGUGAGGUGCCGGUGCUGCUGACACAGACUCCAGUCUGCGACUGCCUUGGCUUUGGAAUUGUCCGUGGGGUCGAUAUGGAGAAGAAGCUUUACUUUGUCCUGACCCCGGUGCCUCCGGAGAAGCUGAGGCUGGUGAACUGCCUGCUCCUUGGCACUGUUGCCAUCCCAAAUUGCGUGCUCGUGGGCCAGCAAGGAGCUGAGGGUGAGAUCCCCUACGUCACAUCUGAUUACAACUACAGCAUCAUGGGCUCUGGGAAGCUGAGGAAGAAGCAUUUCAAGAGGAGGGAGUUUGACUGUGACUACGCCUGACCCCUGGGCACGGUGGGCUCAGUUCCUGUGCAGGCCAGCAGGAGUCCCAGAGCCUGCAGCAGAGCUCUCGAGGGUGUGGAUAUUUCACAUCCACUUUUAACUGUUUUAUAUUUUCAGUUUGUAUUUCAGUUUUUUUGUAAUAAAGAUCUAAUGAAGGUCUGUUUAAAA